This is a messenger RNA of Prinia subflava (tawny-flanked prinia), 3170 nucleotides long. It is a transcript of the gene CPA6, whose product is annotated as carboxypeptidase A6. Bases 200 to 1486 code for a protein of 428 amino acids. The record is from RefSeq and is a predicted model, not a curated record. Gene Ontology annotation, biological process: proteolysis. Lineage: Eukaryota; Metazoa; Chordata; Aves; Passeriformes; Cisticolidae. The transcript has 11 exons. Gene Ontology annotation, molecular function: metallocarboxypeptidase activity; zinc ion binding.
UCCCCAUCCCCGUGCCCGGGGGCGGCGGCAGACGGGGGUGCUCCGCCGGCUGUCUGCCCUGGGCGCUGGCGGCCAGCGACAGCUCCGAGCGCCCCGCUGCUCCCUGCCCGGCCCCGGCUUUGUGUGCGCGGCACGGCCGCCACCUGGGGCGGGCACGGCGGCGGUGGCGGUGCCGGCGGUGACGGCGCGGCCCCGCACGAUGCCGCUCCGCGGGCUGCUGCCCCUUUGUCUGCUCUGCCUCCAGGCUGCGCUGCCGCUCCGCGGCCACCGCGGCCGCUACGCCGGUGAUAAAGUCAUACGCGUUGUUCCUGAGAGCAAGAGGGAAACACAGAUCCUGAGGGCUGCACUCAACAGACUUAAGGUGGACUUGUGGCAGCCCAGCAGCCCCUUCCACAUCGUCGAAGGUACGGCCACCGACGUGCGAGUGCCGCGGAACGCGACGCGGAGCCUGCUGCCCUACCUCCAGCAAGCAAACAUCCAGUACACGAUUCUCAUAUCAGACCUACAGGAAGCCGUAGAAAACCAAACUGGAGGGAGGUCCCAUAGGAAUCGAAGAUCCCUCUCUGGGUAUAACUAUGAAGUGUACCACUCCCUGGAAGAGAUCGAGGACUGGAUGCAUUAUCUGAAUAGAACUUACUCAGAUCUUGUUCACAUGUUCUCUGUUGGAAAAUCCUAUGAAGGGAGACCACUGUAUGUACUCAAGUUAGGUAAAAGAUCACGGCCCUACAAGAAAGCUGUCUGGAUAGACUGUGGGAUUCAUGCAAGAGAGUGGAUUGGCCCAGCCUUUUGCCAGUGGUUCGUGAAAGAAGCUCUUCAGACAUACCAGACUGAUCCUGACAUGAGAAAGAUGCUAACUCAGCUGUAUUUCUACAUCAUGCCUGUAUUUAAUGUGGAUGGAUACCAUUUCAGCUGGACAAAUGAUCGAUUUUGGAGAAAAACGAGAUCAAGGAACAUGAGGUUUCACUGUCAUGGUGUUGAUGCUAAUCGCAACUGGAAAGUGAAAUGGUGUGAUGAAGGUGCUUCAUUACACCCAUGUGAUGACACUUACUGUGGUCCUUUUCCCGAGUCUGAGCCUGAAGUAAAGGCUGUUGCUCAUUUUCUUCGCAAACACCGGAAACAAAUAAAAGCCUAUUUGUCCUUCCAUGCAUAUGCACAGAUGCUGCUGUACCCUUACUCCUACAAAUACGCAACCAUUCCAAAUUUCAACUGUGUGGAAUCAGCAGCCUAUAAUGCUGUUAAUGCUCUUCAGUCAGCCUACGGUGUAAGAUACAGAUAUGGCCCUGCAUCCAGCACUUUGUAUGUGAGUUCUGGCAGCUCUAUGGACUGGGCCUACAAAAAUGGCAUCCCGUAUGCAUUUGCAUUUGAGCUGCGUGACACUGGCCAUUUUGGAUUUUUGCUUCCUGAAAUGCUGAUCAAACCAACCUGCACAGAGACCAUGCUUGCAGUUAAAAACAUAACUCUUCACCUGCUGAAGAAAUGUCAUUGAGAUGGAUUUCUAGGGGCUGGAAGUAAACAUUUUACUCCUAGUGCUGAUGCCUUUCAGUGGGUUCAGUUGCCAUUCUGAGUUUGGCCACUUCAGAAUUCUAGAAGCUAAUGGGAAAUGUGAUAUUGUUUCUUCCAAAUUAACUUAGUGGAAAAUGGAAAAAAAAUCAUUCAACAUCUGCUUUUCUAAAGUCCAUAAAGUUGAUAUACUAACUUAGUUACCGGUUUGGUGCAAAAUAGUUUCUUCUCUUUGCUAUAAAACUUCAAUUCUGCAAUUUCAGUGAGGCCGGUCCGAAAAUAAAAUGCCACUUCCAGGCAGUUCUGGGCCAUGCGCCUUUCCCUAAUAUGAAGACUUCCCAUGGGGUCUCUGGAACCAAGGGAUAAAGUUUACAUGCAUGUAAAUAUACCCUGUGACCCAACACAGGCCUGUAUCUACAGCAAUAAAUGCCUUAUAGUGGUAGCUGGCUGCACUGCAAGUAGCAGUGUGGCUUCCUUCUGCAUGUAUACAUACAUACAUACAUAUAUGCACUUUUGUGAUUUUUUUUUUCUUAUUAUGCAAUAAUUUGAACCAAGGUUUCUUUUAACUGUUCACAGAAAUCUACUUUCAAAUGUAUAUAAUUGGAAUGGACUCAAAAUCAACACAGUGUCUUUGAAAAUGUAACUUUCCUAGUGAUGUGUAAGAAUUAUAAAGAAAUACUAUUGAAAUAGAUCAUUUUCUGCUUUACGGAGGGACAAAGCAACUUGCCAUGACUUGGAACUUGAAGCUGGCAGUCAACUGGUGCAUCUGGGCUCUGCUGUAGAUAGUGACUCCCCAUUUCCACCAGCCAAGGAUUUAGCCUUAAACUGUAAUUAACUUAUGUUUUAUUUAUCACUAUUCUUGCAGUGACUUCUGUGGCUCUUUGGCUAUGUGCCUCUUCUUCCUGGAAGUUGUAGUUUUUUGCAUGCUUUAAAGGAAUUAAUAAAUUUUUUAUGGAUUCUUAAGUGAGCCAGAGGUGAAGGUAGAAGCCUUACAGCUGAAAUAAAGUGAAUGAGCACCAUGUUUGAAAGAAUAAUGAAAGCAGAGAGAAGAUAACAACAUGUUGUGGGAUUUAGUACUUUUAAAAUAUUUUUUAAUCUUAUUAUAUCUGCAGAAGCAUAUAUUUCACUUUAUGAAUUUUAAAUUUAAUCUUAUGCCACUACAUAUAAACAAAAACAUAUUUGUUAAUAAAAUUGUCAAAGACUUUUGAAGUAUUCUUCAUAUUUUACCUAAGUGUUAAAACUUUAGUUCAAGUAUGUAACAAUUUUACCUAUCUGUAAUACAUUCCUGAUGCUAAGGAUGGGGAAUUUUAAAAAACCUACAUCGUCUCUAAGUAGGCACUUGAACUUAGCAAAUGGGCAAUCUUUGUAAGUCUUAUAAGGGAAGUACUGUAUUUAAUUAAGAAUAUAAUUUUUUUCAUUGUUUUCAGGACUGCAAAAGGCAAUCAGUGAGCAAAGAUGACAGAAUUGCAUUCUAUUUGUCUAACCUUUUGUUAAUAAAUGUGUUUAUUUUACACAAGUUUCGGAAGGCUUAUUCAAUUUGUUUAAUUCAGUCUUGUUUGAAUAACAUAAGUUUCUAAUCUGGUUUAAUAAACACCAUGGGGACAGAAGCCCUCAAAAUAGUAAUUUCCAAUUGCUUAUGACCAUAAUCAUUAAAUAUUUUGAAGACAGCA